Messenger RNA from Pogonomyrmex barbatus (red harvester ant), 1322 nucleotides. RefSeq lists its product as uncharacterized. Lineage: Eukaryota; Metazoa; Arthropoda; Insecta; Hymenoptera; Formicidae. The record is from RefSeq and is a predicted model, not a curated record.
CGUUGCGAGGCUCAAGUUUUCCACCCCUUUUCUGCAGCGUGUUAGGUGCCGGUGGUGACUGCCAGCCACCUGAUGGCACAAGGGCCCACCGGGAAUGAGAUGCAGAUUGCCAGAGGCCACUUCAGCCACGCUGGGGGGAGUGAAUUUUUAAUAAUACCGCACCCUGUGCCCGCGGCUCCCGGAUGUAGAAUUCCAUUGUUUUGGCCGCGCGAGCGUGUCAGAAAAAAGAUGAAGAAAUAGUAUGCACGCGAUGCGUUACAGGACAUCUACUCGGUAUUAUUAUAACGCGCUAACGUGCUAAGGGAGGUGGGAGCUAAGGGAUUGUCAGCGACAGAAUAUCCCGUUGUCUUCGCGGCAGGAAUGUCGCUGCAAAACAUUCUAAGCCCGCGGCUGUACAUUUGAGAAUACGAAUCUCUCAUAUGAGUGUUAAUUUUCUCCUGCUUCAAAAUUCCACAAUACAUUUCUAAAAUUCAGUAAAGUAUAUUAGAAAAUUGAUGUAUGUCAUUUAAUUAAUUAAAUUAUGAGAUUAUCUUUUAAACGUACAGGUUGACGGCGGCCAACAUUAUCCCACAAAUGAAUCUGUGAUGAUCAAAGAUGAGAAAAAUAGCAUGGCUCUAAAUAGAUUUCUGAAAGAUGUUCUAAAUGCGCAGAACGAGUUGAAGUGGAUAGAUCACGCCACGCGUCGUGUUAAUCAUAGAACUGGCCUGGAUGAUUCAUUGAUGCAUACCAAUCAGUUAUCUCUUACGAAGGAUGUCCUGGAACGGACUGAUAUCGAUUAUGGAAGUAGGUUACGCGGCAAGAGAGGCUUCGAUCGAAAUUACGAAACGAUGUGGAUGCUGCAGAAGAAGAAAUAUGGACAGAAGAACACUCGCGAUGUCCCUCAAAGAGUCUAUCUAGAUAACGAUAUGACAUUCAAGAGAGAUACUGAUAACGCUGACUUCGAUGCUCUUUAUCAAUCUCAUGACACGUUAGAUAGAACUAUCUACGAAGGAGGAGUGAUGGCCGAUCAGCUACUGAAAGAUUGGACUGGAAAGAAGGCUCUUGAUUCCUCGAAAGACUGGUCGAAUUCUAAUAAGAAUCUCAAAGUGACUAACAGCGAAGGUACAUGGCUUCGUGAUUAUAAACCUGCUGAAAUUCUCAUUAAUUCUGAUAUUAUUGAAAUAAUUAAAACGUUAGAAAUUUUCGCCCGAUUUAAAUUAGCACAAAACAUGAUUUCUCAGACUCGAGCAACGAAAUGUUACAUGACGAUAUUGAUAGGCAGGAUCAAUCACAAGUUGUAUCAUUGCAUGAUCCAAUAUAUGCAAAUGAUUUCGCCGCUUUGA